This is a messenger RNA of Ochlerotatus camptorhynchus, 4709 nucleotides long. It is a transcript of the gene Orp8, whose product is annotated as Oxysterol-binding protein-related protein 8. Gene Ontology annotation, molecular function: cholesterol binding. NCBI's taxonomy places the organism in Eukaryota, Metazoa, Arthropoda, Insecta, Diptera, Culicidae. Gene Ontology annotation, cellular component: cytosol; intracellular membrane-bounded organelle; membrane. The record is from RefSeq and is a predicted model, not a curated record. Bases 976 to 4173 code for a protein of 1065 amino acids. The transcript has 13 exons.
UAAUCGCUCGGCGCUCGUUCACCGUCAGCUCGGUUUUCGCUUCAAUCGUCGAGUUCGAACGUCUGCAGCAGCAGUUCCUCUUUCUAUCUAUUGGUGUGCGGUGUUGGAUUGCGUGUUCUGUGUCAACUUUUGACCGUGUUGUGGAUAUUCUCAAUUAGUUUUGGCUGCCUUCGUCAUCGCCGGGGAGUGUAGAAGUCCGAGCCCCAUCCAUAUGGAAACGGAAGCAGCAGCAGCAGCAGGACAAUAAUUUGCUAGUAGAUUCGGCGUAGCGUGAAAAGACCGAACGAAAAAAAAAAAAAAUCCAUUUUCAUCGUCAUUGCUUUGCGUUCCUCCCCGUCCCGUUCGAUUGUCAUUCGGUGGAGCUCACUGCUAGUGUGCGCGAGUUUUAUUCCUUUUUGCAGUGAGUCAAGAGUGUUGUAGGGCAAAAAAAAAACGCGACUUUGCAAUCGUGCUUCGGGAAGAAAAGUUUGCUUAGUCAAGAUUUGUGUGGGAAAAAGAUCGAGAAUCAGGUGAAAAAUUAUUGGAAGGAAGAAUUAUAAAUCCAGCUUUUGUGUUGCUCGAGUUUAAAGAGUGAGUGCGGGCGAAGCAAAAGGCAAUAAUCACAACAACAACAACAAUCAGCCAUUCCCCCCUUUUCGCGUUUGUCAUCACCGUCAACGUUCGGCCAAUCAAUCAGACGAGUGCAGAAUGAAUUUUGGGCAUAGUAGCAGCAGCAGCAGUCGUUAAACCGUUCACUGAAGUUUCCGACCAAUCGCCAACCGGAACCGGUCCUGGGAGGCAGCCACCGCUGCGUAGAUCUGACAACUGUUUGCGGUCGUCCCAGGAGUUUGCUCGCUGCUGUGUCGCUUGUGUUUGUGUUUGUGUCGCUCCAGAUGAAUGCUUGAAGGGGUUGGAAGGCGAAAACCGACCAAGUAGAAGAUUUUUUUUCAAGAAGAAUAUUCCCCAAAAAGUCUCACGAUUGAAGUGUUCGAAGAAAUGAGUGGAAGCAGCAGUGUCGGUCCGUCGGCCUCGGCAAGUGCUGUCUCGACGCCGAUCAAUGCCGGAACGCGACCGGACUCGGCACCGGCCUUCGGAUCCUCGCAGGCUUCGACCCCACCGAAUGCGGCGUCCUCCUCGUCCGCUGGGGGGAAAUUUCUAGAUCCUCGUUCGGCCGAAGAGAAGAAGUUUCGCCGGACGUCGCUGCUGGUUCCGCUGCACAAGCUGCCCUCGUGCGAGAGUCUCAGCCUCAGCCCGGGACCGGCGUCUCCAGGAAUCUCAGGAUGGAACGACAGCAGUCCAAAGAUCGACGCCGGCUUUCCAGAUAAGCAAUCCAACAACGAUUCAACCAAACUAAAUCGAAAGGAAUCCUACAAAGCACAACGAAAGAACUACCGCCGCGAGAAGAAACGGGUCGCCUCGGAGCUGCUCAAUUCGCUCCAGGACCCGGCCGUGAUUGUCCUGGCCGAUUGGCUAAAGAUCCGGGGGACACUCAAAUCGUGGACGAAGCUGUGGUGCGUGCUAAAGCCGGGACUGUUGUUCAUCUACAAGAGCCCCAAAACCAAAGGCAGCCAUUGGGUCGGAACGGUGCUGUUGACUUCCUGCCAGGUGAUUGAGAGGCCCAGCAAGAAGGAUGGAUUCUGUUUCAAGCUGUUCCACCCGAUGGAUCAAACGAUAUGGGCCCCACGGGGGCCGGAUAAAGAGACGAUGGGUGCCGUCGUCCAACCGUUGCCCACAUCCUACCUCAUAUUCCGAGCUCCCAGCCAGGCUGCCGGAAAGUGUUGGAUGGAUGCCCUGGAACUGUCACUGAGAUGUUCGGCGCUAUUGGUACGAUCCGUACCGGUAAUCGACACUAGCACCCCGGAAGGAGCUACCAGCACCCACGAGACACAGUGGUCCGAGGCGGACUACGAGAAGCACUUUGACGAACAUGUCCCCAAAUUGAAAGAGCACCUUAACUACCUAAUGAAGUACCUCCCGCCGUCCCCACCGGAGUCAAAGACCCUCCACGUAGAACCGAUCGAAAAGUCCUUCCACCGUAGUCCUUGUCCCUCGCCGACUCCCAUCUUUCAGCAGCUGUACCUGGCAGUGGCCCACUGGGAGCGGUAUCUUCGCGAUUCGCCGGAUUUGCUUCGCUAUCCCAACGAUCAGGGAACAUUGUCCCCUGCCGGCACCGAUGACGAUGUGUUCGAUGAGAAUGAUGACUUUUCCAUUGGGAGCAGACGCGGUUCACUGCAGGUUGGAUACUCGCCUGGUCCCCAUGGGAAAUUACUGGAAAGUACCGACGAACAGCGCCAGCGGCGCCGCAGCAGUCCGGCCGAGUUCAACAAGGAGUGCGGAACCAGUGGCAUUACGAUUCGGAUCUCCGACGGUCAAUACUUGGACAUCGACAGCCAGCCGGACCAGGGCACGUUGGUCAUGUCGGCCGGGGAGUCCGAUUCGGAGUCCGACAUGGGCGAGGGCUUGGAGGUGGAAGAGUUUCCUGAGACACCGUACGUGCACUCGUCGGAGGAGGAAUUCGGAGCGGCUGGUGAGCAGGUGGAGGAGCUACCCGAGGAGCACAAGAGCCUGAUUUGGUUCCUGGUCAAACAGGUGCGGCCCGGCAUGGAUCUGAGCAAGGUGGUGCUGCCGACGUUCAUUCUGGAACCGCGCUCGUUCCUGGACAAGCUGGCCGAUUCGUACUACCAUGCGGAUAUUCUUUCAAAAGCCGUCCUCGAGGACGACCCGUUCACGCGGAUGAAAACCGUCGUACAGUGGUACCUAUCCGGGUUCUACAAGAAGCCCAAGGGCCUCAAGAAGCCCUACAAUCCGAUCCUGGGCGAAACGUUCCGCUGCUUCUGGCAGCACGAGAACGGCAGCCGGACGUUCUACAUUGCCGAGCAGGUCUCGCAUCAUCCGCCGAUUUCAGUAUUCUACGUCACGAACCGGCAGGACGGGUUCAGCAUCAGCUGCAGCAUUCUGGCCAAAUCGAAAUUCUACGGCAACAGUACUUCGGCGAUACUGGAGGGGGUGGCCACGUUGACGCUGCUCCCUCGGGGGGAAAGCUACACCCUGACGGUGCCGUACGCCCACUGCAAGGGCAUCCUGAUGGGGACGCUCUCGAUGGAACUGGGAGGGAAGGUUUCGGUCGAGUGCGAAAAUACGGGCUACAAGACGGAACUGGACUUCAAGCUGAAACCGUUCCUCGGAGGCAACGAAUAUACCAAUCUGGUAACCGGGAAGCUGAAGCUGGGCAAGGAAACGCUAGCGAACAUUAACGGCCAUUGGGAUGGGGAGAUUAGGAUUAAGGAUUCUCGAACCAGCGAGGAAUCGGUGUUGUUCACUCCGUCACCGGAAGUUCGUAACAAACGGUUGAAGCGCUUCACUGUGCCAAUGGAGUCGCAGGGAACGACCGAAUCGGAGCGGCUCUGGCAACACGUUUCGGCUGCCAUCCGGAGAGACGACCAGGUGGGUGCGACCGAAGAGAAGACGGCACUGGAAGAGGCUCAGCGCAUCUCAGCGAAGGAACGGAAAGCGACCUGCUCCGAGUGGGUGCCGGGACUGUUCCAGCAAGAUCUGGUUACUGGUCAGUAUCACUACAAGUACGCUGACCUCCGUCCGUGGGAUCCGCGGAACGAUCUGCGGCAGUACGAGUGCAACUACCGGAUCCAAACCAAGACCCGGCACCAGGCGCCGAUGGUACGGACGGCCUCGGUGGUCAGUGCCGAACCCCUUAGCAUUCUGCAGGCAGAAUCGCGUGGUUCACUGCGCAAGACGCGCAUGGUGGUGGCCGGUACGGUUCUGAAAGCUCGCAAAAUCUCAUCCACCACGUCGACGCCGGAUCUGAACGACCCGAACUCGGACUCUAGUCACUCGAAUGAACAUGACAUUGGCAUUUCCAAUACUAGUAAACGCAGGGUAAUGCAUACGCUGGACGACAUCAACAAAAAGCUGGAGGAACACUCGAAGAAGCUCUGCAAGCUGCAGCUGGAUAUGGAUAAAAUCCACUGGGCUCCGAAGGGCCACGGCAGCGGCAGUGGCAGUUUAAGCGGUCUGCUGGCUCCCUCGAACCUGAAGAUGAUCGCGUACGGAGUGCUUGGUCUGUUGAUACAGGUGCUGGUGGCAUGGUUCCUAACAAAGCGAUCGCUUGCCAGUGUGGCCAGUUUGCCCACGAGCGGCGAUUCCGCGGGUGCUAGCGGCACUGGUGGUAGUCAGUAGAGAGUAGAGGUAAUUUUUAUUGGAUUUUAUCAAGCACUAUUCUUGUUCGAAGACGAAACAAUCAAUACACAACAUAACACACACACACACAUACACAAAUUGCCAAUCAUAUGUUGACGAUGUCGAUGAGGAUGGUCGGGAUUGGGAUUUCAAGGGGCAACGAGCAACCUAGCCACGAUCCGAUGGUGUGGAGCUCGAGCGACACGAAUUGCCUAAAAGGUUUGCAAGUGUCGAUAAAACCUAUGUUUAUGGAAAAAAGGAAAUAGCUUAAAUCUGAAAUUCAGCAGCAAUAAACACGAGUCAAAGGAUUUUCAUUGUAGUUGGAACACUAGGUAUUAUAUAGGUUAAAUUUUGAAAUACAUACAUAAACAUGAUAUGGUUCCCUUCAGAAUUGAUAUUGUUGAACCAAACACAGAGCUUACGUUCCCGGAAGCGUUUUCACCUGGUCGUGUAAGCAAAUUUUCUAUGUGGCUUAUUGUAUUUGCGAAGUCCGGAUUGAACUUAGGUGGUGAUUUUUUUCAGUGUGGCAUACUCAA